AUGGAUGAGGUGAUGCAAAGGGUAUUUGGCAAUGAGGAUGCGGUGAUAGGUAGAGGUAUGAAUGGACAUGUAGGUAAUGAAAGGAGAGGAUAUGAAAGAGUAUGUGGAGGAUAUAGUUUUAAGGGGAAGAAUGAGGCUGGAGAAAGAAUCCUGGAUUUCGCAGUAUCGUAUAAUCUUGCUGUGAGUCGAAAGUUAGUUCUGAAGUUUCGGCUUCAAAUACGAAUGAUGUUAACUUGCCUGUCGACUGCCAUUGUCGAAAUUGAUGAAAUACCGGAGAAAGAAAUAGAAGUAACGCAUGAUCAGAACACAAAUACUCUGGAUCAGUAUAAUUCACCUUCGUUUAAGUCGCCUAAAUCUUGGUACACUUCGGAUACAAUUAAUGAUUAUCUUAAAUUGAUAGCGAAAAGGUUAAAUGGCGAAGUUUAUGCAGUCGUUACCGAUUUUAUACCAGCAUAUCUUCGAGGUGGUUAUCCAGCUGCAAGAAGAUGGAUAAAGAAAGAUAUUCAUACAUUAAAAUUACUUUUUGUGCCAAUGAAUGUGUAUGGGGAACAUUGGAUAUUGACUGAUGUUAACGUACCUCAAAGAACUGUGACAUCGUAUGACAGUCUUAAGUCAUAUGAUGGUUCUUAUCCUAUGGUGUUUAAAGAGUAUCUAACUGACUGGGAGAUGGAUGAAAAGGGAGCCGCUUCGUCGUGGACUUUAAAAAUCGGUGAGACGAUUCAUCAAACUAAUGGAUAUGAUUGUGAUCCAUUUACGGUUGAGCUAGCCGAAAAAAUGGCUCGUGGAGACACAACUCCUAUAAAUGCGAGUCUUAUGCCUUUUGUAAGACACAGAGAAGAAAUUAUAGCCGGCCAAUUAUUUUUAUAA
Messenger RNA from Daktulosphaira vitifoliae (grape phylloxera), 867 nucleotides. Its product is annotated as sentrin-specific protease 1-like. The coding region runs from base 1 to 867 and encodes 288 amino acids. Gene Ontology annotation, biological process: protein desumoylation. The record is from RefSeq and is a predicted model, not a curated record. The transcript has 3 exons. Gene Ontology annotation, cellular component: nucleus. Lineage: Eukaryota; Metazoa; Arthropoda; Insecta; Hemiptera; Phylloxeridae. Gene Ontology annotation, molecular function: deSUMOylase activity.